Molecule: messenger RNA, 7177 nt
Organism: Cyprinodon variegatus (sheepshead minnow)
Lineage: Eukaryota; Metazoa; Chordata; Actinopteri; Cyprinodontiformes; Cyprinodontidae
Gene: magl
Product: MAX gene-associated protein-like
Exons: 22
Coding region: 316-6528 (2070 amino acids)
Biological process (GO): cell fate specification; positive regulation of DNA-templated transcription; regulation of transcription by RNA polymerase II
Cellular component (GO): nucleus
Molecular function (GO): protein dimerization activity; DNA-binding transcription factor activity, RNA polymerase II-specific; RNA polymerase II cis-regulatory region sequence-specific DNA binding
Source: RefSeq, a predicted model, not a curated record
AGCGGCGUGCACAGGUCGGUCGAUGGGAGCUCAGCGGCGUGGCUCUCGGCCUCCAUUUGCCAGUUUGUGUUUAUGUUCGAGGAAUUUACCGAGGCUCGUUUGGGCGACCGGGAAGACGCGCAACAGUUGGAGUCCCGCCGCGGACGUUAUCUUUCCACGGCGGCGGUGUGACACGAGGUGUGGGGGGGCGCUGGGAGGGGGGGCUUUUCACCAAACGGGCAACUUUUCCAACUCUGAGCGGCGGAGGGCGGCCUUCCUCCCUGCUGCUGCAGCGUGUGAGAAAGAAAGGGGCCCUAAGCAGUGUGAUCAUCAGUGAUGUCUGACUCCGACUCUGGGCAAGCAUCCAUGGAGGUCACCCAUAAAUUGCAGGAAGGGGAGAACAUCUCCAACCUGCCGGAUAUUCUGCCCAUAGACCGCCCUGCUUCAUCACCUCAGUCCUGCUUAACCAGACCAGGGCCUGAUCUUACCGGCCAAAUGGAAAGUAAAGCCAUCUCCAUGGCGAGCAAUGAAUGUAGCUCCGCUCGUUAUUCACCUGCUGAAGCAAGCCCAGCCAAGCCUGAUGUUGCACCUUCAUCUACUCUGGAAGAGCGUUUUGACCAAAGCCCUGCUACCUCACAGAUAGAAUCUGCAACAGACUCUCUAAAGAGCCCAGAACCCAGCUUGAUUUCCAUUUCUAAUUCUCCACCUUGGGUUUCUAUGUUGUCUUCUACCACCUUUGGCUGUUCAGACUCUGUGAAAGACUUUCCUGCUGUGUUGUCUUACAAAGGUGUCAGUGUCACGCUGGAGAAUAACGGCAUAUGGAGUCAGUUCAGCAAGCUAGGAACUGAGAUGAUCCUCACCAAACAGGGUCGUCGAAUGUUCCCUUACUGCCGGUACCGCAUUUCUGGUCUAGACCCUGAUCGGAUGUACAGUCUUGUCCUGUCGAUUGUUCCAUCUGCUCAGUACAGGUAUCGGUGGAACGCAUCUAAAUGGGAGGUCCACGGGCCGACAGAGCACCAACCCCAGAGGCUGAUCCGGGCCUUUCCUCACCAUUACUCCCCCUGUCUGGGCUCAGAGUGGAUGAACUGCCUGGUGUCGUUCUAUAAACUCAAGCUGACUAAUUGCUUCCAAGACCAAGAUGAUCAUAUGAUCCUGCACUCCAUGCAUCGCUACAUUCCCAGGCUUCACGUUAUUCCAAUUCUCGACGGGGAGCCCCCCUCAGCAGACAGACCUAUGGUGAUGGGACCUGAGAGCAUCACCUUCACAUUCCCCCAGACUGAAUUCAUGGCCGUGACAACCUAUCAAAACUUCAGAAUCACCCAGCUGAAAAUCAAUCACAACCCAUUUGCCAAGGGUUUCAGGGAGGACGGGAACAACCCCCGUCUUAACAGAGUACUUCCACCCGCUGCAAGGACAGAAACCAGAACUGAGGUUCUGACACUUGCUGAGCCCAUCUACCAGCCACAGGAGGUGACAGAUUUGAGCGCAAAAAGUCAAGGUCCCUCAGCUCCAUCUACAAAUGCACAAGAAACGAGACUGGUGCUGAAGCCUAUUAUGUCCAAAACAUCUGGUAAUGGGGACAGAUACGUUCCUUGUAUGAGGGGCAAACACGCACUGGGUGAUAUUCUGCUCAUCCAGAACCAGUCCGACGUUGAACCUAAGAAAGGAGGCCCCAUUGACACCAUCACGGAGAACUCAGGAUCCAUGAUUCCCCCUAAAUCAAGAUCCAACAAUUGUAGUUCCUCAAAGGCAGCCCCAGGAACCUCAACUCGGUUUUACAGGAGGAGGACGAUGAAGAAACGUAGGAAUCUGCACCUUAAAAGAUCUUGGAAACUUGCGGCUAUCACUCCCAAAGAAACCAACAGCCAAUCGUUGAAAGUUGCCAUGGAGCCAGAGCUGGAUGACAUCGAAGGCCUGCUGUUUGUGUCGUUCACCUCUAAGGAAGCACUUGAGGUUCACUUCAAAGACAAGUUUGUAGACGACUCUUCAUCCGAACCUCCUGUCACCUUACCUGAACCGAUGGAGACCAAGCAGUCUGAAGUCUUCUGUGACGGCUCGUUGGAGGAAACUCAAGAAACUGUGGAGGAGAAAACUGCUCGACUGGCGUCUCUCCUUCUGGAGGACCUGAGCAAACUCAAACAGAGACAAGUCAUCCAUCCAGUGCUGCAAGAGGUGGGCUUAAAGUUAAGCUCCUUAGACCCAACCUCGCCUGUUGACUUGAAGUAUCUGGGUGUUUGUCUUCCACAACCUCCUUCAAGCCUGCACAGCCAGGGUAGCGCAGCAGCUAAAUCUCCUGCUGAUGAGGAGUUACCCUUUAUCUCCAGAACAGGAAAAACAAGGGAUGUAACCAAAAUAAAGGGAUGGCGGAACAAGUUCACGAAAAACCCAGAAACACCCACUUCUAAUAGUGAAGGAUUACCAAAGAACCUGUCUGCCUUCUGCAGCAACAUGUUGGAUGAGUACUUGGAGAGCGAAGCUCAACAAAUCAGUGAACGGGCUGCUGCCUUCUCCACACUACCAGAGGAUGCUGUGUCCUAUCAGCUGCCUGAGAAGGGCUCCAGUUAUGUGAAAACUCUGGACAGCGCACUCAAGCACCGAAAUGCUUCAUCCAAUGCAUCUGUUGGGACCAACAAACCUUGUCCUCUUUCUCGCAAAACUUUACCUAACUCUUCUCCGGCGGCUAACCCUGAUUCUGAGACCACCCCUAAAGCUUCAGAUCCAGAAGGUUCUGCUGGCCGUAGUUACGCUAAUGGCAAUUCACAAAGAUUGCCAAUCAGCCAGCCAGGAGCCACUCAGAGGCCCAUGUUGGGCUUCAGUCCGAGCCAGGGCCCUUCACACAAGACUGCAGGCUUUUCAAGGUUCCAGCUCAAACUGAUGGAAAUGGAAACCGCUGCGUUGAACCAGAACCUAAGCAAAACACAUCUUACUCCGGAAAGACUUUCUUCAGCUCUGUCUGUGAUAAUGAGUAAAGAGAGCAUGCCUUCUGAGAUCCCAUUUCAAGAUGUUACUGUUGGACCUCGUUGUGGUCAGGAGUUCUGCAGACUGGGCUGUGUGUGUCAUAGCCUGCAACAGCACAGCGCAGUCUCCAACCACUGCAGACAGCCUGACUGCAUGUUUGCCUGUAGCUGCUCCAAAUAUAUGGAACAAUGGGCCCAGCCUCACUUUGUUGGUAAACUGUGGAACCGCAGCGUUCUAGAUGAGGAUCUAGAGCCGCUUUACACUCCAAAAACUGCACGGAAGGUCCAGAAAACCUGGACUUAUUGUCCUGCACCCCCGAUACGCGAGGAGGAUAAAGAUCCCGUCUACAAGUAUCUGGAGAGCAAGAUGACGUGUGCCCGCGUCAGGGAGUAUAACAGCCUGCCACCACCCGUCAUGACCUUGCACACUGCACUCUCACAACUGGACAACGCAACGCAGAAUGCUGAUAAACAGGAGAGCAUUGUUGAAGCCACAGAUCCAAAACCAGAAACACCUCUGGAUACCACAGCUGUAGCAAGGAAAGUCAAAAAGCAAAUCCAGAUCCAAUCAUUGUGUCAGUGGAAGAAGGAUGGGAAAAUGGUGCUGAAGGGUCUGUGUGAACGCCUGAACCAGGACCGGCUCCACCAGCGUUUCUGCAUCGGACCUUACUGCGUCCGCCCUGUGUCCAGACUUGUCUUAAAGAAACCCAACGUCACCUUGAUCACCUACAGGAUGCAAAUCAGUAAAGCAAAAAAAGGGAGCAGCUGUAAGGAGGAAUCUGUUGAAGGUGAGAAGUGUGACGACGGACGCGUCGAUGGACAUGCUAAGGAAGAAGUAGCAGAGGAACGACUAAAUGGAACGACUCCCACUGGGAGGCUGAGAGCCCAGAAAAAACCCUCAGGCUGUAAAGCCUCUGGACUCAUCCAGGUCAAUGAUAAAUACUACAAUCACGCUACGGUGCUGCUGGGUAGAAUGGGCUCUCUGCAUCCAGCUAACCGCCUGGCAGCCCUCGUCACAGGCAGACUGCAAGUGGAUAAAAAGCCUGAGAAGAAACUGUCCAAGAACACAGCCAACACACCGCAACCACUGCAUCUAAAGGCUGCAAACGCCUUUAUCCCUCUGGCUAUGGACCAGAAGACAAUACAGCAUCCAAAAGCUGAUUUACUCAAACCAAACUCUUUAAGUAACAUUCCAAACAACAUGGCGCAAGAUUCACAGAAGUCCCAGUGCCUAAGCCCCUCUGCCCAGCUGUUCAUCCCAGUCCAGCCAAACAUCCACAGCAGCUCUACGUCCUCACCCGUCUCGCUCACAGUCUCUCCGUCUCUGAAAAGCCCCAGCUUCCUGGCUGAGAGCGGGACAUACUCAUUCAGAAUCUGCCCUCCAUCCACCCAGGCCGGUGGAGGCCAGCAGCCGCCCGGUGUAGCCCUGCCGGGAGGCUUCACCCUCAUCCAGCUUCCAAAACCCGGAGCUGAAGGAGCCACAGAACAAGCGAGGUCGGCGAACUCUGCAAGCAACGAUUCAUCCGAGAACAAAGGCAGAGCUCCUAAUCUAAACCAGCUGAUGGAGUGUGUUGGUUUUGACACCUUCAGCAAAGUCCGGAACUUACUAAGCAGCAACGUGCUCGAUGCUGACCCCUCCUCUGGUCGGCCUUCUGAGAAGAUGGAGUCAGAGGGGAACAGUGAGGAAGAUGAGCUGCUGCAGACGGACAGUCAGUACUUUGAUAUGUCCCCAGAAGAAUUAAGCUCCUCCGACUUUUCAGACGAUGAUGAAUAUGAAGAAGAGAAUGAGAUGGUGGACAUUGAAACUGUAGAUGGAAAACAAGUAGAGUCCAUUUCUAAACUACAGGAGCAGGCUUCUGUGGGAUUACAUCAGUCGAGGGAUUCUGCAGAUGGUUACACACAUGUGAAGGAGCUCAAUGAACCGGCUGAGAUGAAUGCUGAGCACCAAAACACGAGGGUACGCAGGACCCACUCGAUUUUGGAGAAGCAGAGACGAUGUGAACAGCGAGUCCUGUUCGACAGACUGCAGAGUCUUCUGAAGCUGGAUCACCGAUCCUCCAGGCUUCAUGUGCUUGAAGUGGCUCUGAAAGAAAUUAAAAACCUGCUCAAGGCGUCCAGGUGUCUUGAGACGGAGAGACGGAGGCUCACUCGGGACCAGUCUGUCCUGUUAAAGAGGCUCUCUGUGUUGGCUGGGAAGCCCGAGAACCUGAUUCAGAAAAAGCUGAAGGAGAUCUUUGAGCGGCAGAAACAGCGCGAGAGGAAUAUGAAAUGGAAGCCUUUCUUUUCUCAUCUGCUGCAGAGCAAAGCUGCUCUUCUUCAAGCCACUGCUUCUUCUCCUGAUUCCGAGUCGUCCUCUCCUCCGCAGCAUGACCUCAGCCCCGAGGUUCAAACCAACCAGUCGGACACUGCAAAAAAAACCUUUCAGAUGUUACUCUCUAUGUUUCAUUCUUCAAAAAAGAUGGAAAAGACCCCAGAGCAGCUGGCUGGGGACAAACGUUUGCAAUCUCAACCUAAAGUCUUGCAGACUGGGGUUCAGCGGAAAAAACCCGGAGCUUCAAAACAUCCACCUUCACAGCUAGAUGGGAACCAGAAAUCUUCUGGAAACUCGGGGCAGAGCACUGGGGCUGCUUCUGGAACAACGGACCAACAGUUGUUGGAUACAAACAAUCCUGGAUCAUCAGGAGUUGUAAAAAGAACCAUAGUCGUCCCUUCAAGGCCGUUUGCAGUUCCUCUGAUUCGAUCUAAAACUGGCAGACUCAUACUCCCCUCCUCCCUGAAACCACUGGGGAAUGGUGGUUACACUCUGAUGCUGAUGCGGUCCAAGAGGGCGAUACCGGCGUACCAGCCCAGCUCUUCAGCGACUGCAGAACCUUUGAGACCGAACCCUUCCAAGAGAUCAGAGAACUCCACCUCUUCUUCUAAGCAGCCUCAGGAAGCCAGAAGUGUGACGAUGGACGAAUCUGAACCUUCGGAUUCCCUUCCAAAGAGUUCAGGUGUUACACCUUUAGUCAACCUACUAGGCCCUCAGGAGAACCAAGAAGGGUCCCUUCCCUUCCUGAUAAAUGCUUCAACGGUUGGCCUGUGUUUGAAACCUGUAGGUCAGGUUCCUCCUGCUACUGAACCACAGCAGAAUUCCAGCCCUCUGUUUGUCAGCUUCCAAAGCGGCGGCCCUUCGGAUAGCCAGACUGACAUAGAACAGACCAGGGUGAGUGCCGCUGGGAUACAGCAGGUAUCCGAGCUGGAACAAAACGCUUUCACUGUGAAGGACAUUAGAAACGGGGUACUGGACGCCUCAGGAGAGCCGAGGGGAGUCGGAGACAAACCCGUCCUGGUCAAACGAGGCAGAGGACGACCUAGUGGGAAGAAAACAGCACAAGGUCGAGCUUUGGCUGUAAAGCGAGCACGAAGUCCAGACUCCCUCGUCAAAUUUUCUAUCUCCAGUUCAACAAACUCACAAGGGGCCGCGUUAACCUCCAGGCCGUUAACACGUGGCUCUCUGGGAAAGGACUUCCCCAGCGAAAAGAAACGCUCCUGGAAAGAUUUGGAAAAGGAACUGGAACCAGAACUGGAACCGGAGCUGGAGUUUAUGUAGUUUCAGGGUUUAAAUGGACCUUCUCAGUUUGGUGCCUCGCAGCUCUCUGUUCAAACCGGAAGUUUGCCUCCUUCUGUUGUUAACUGGUGUCAGCAUUAAAUAAAAGUUUCACCACGCGUGCCUGUUUAAAUAAUGAAUAAAUAAACCAUCAGGGCCUUUCUUUGCCACUAUACACUGCUGCUGCUGCUGUCUUUCGAUGUUUUUUUAGAUACGGUCAUGAACUGCUAUCAAACUGUAGAGUAGAGCUGAACACCAAGAAAAUUACUGACCUGCUGAAUGUAGAAGCAAAGUGUCAGCUUUACAUCAGAACGCUUUCUAAGAUAAAAUUAUUGUGACUUAACCCUUUUUUUUUAUGGAUUACUAACUUAAUUAUGCUUUACAUAAACUUGUCUGUUAGGGUUUUCAGAGUGUUCUAAACUUCAGAAGGGACAGUACUACCCAACUAUUUUUAUCGUCACAAGAAAAUAUUUUUUUAGUUGCACUUUAUGUUUCCUGUAGAACUAAAACAAUAAGAUGUUUAUUUCUCUAUUCUGUAUGAAUUUAAUCUGUUAGAAAUAGCCUCUGUGAAUAUUUUGUUCACUUUUGUUGUUUUUUUAAUGGAAAACUUUGGUUAUGCUUAUUUUGAAACACUGGUUGUUAAUUUGAUUAA